Penicillium manginii is the source of this 606-nucleotide messenger RNA. RefSeq lists its product as uncharacterized. Bases 1 to 606 code for a protein of 201 amino acids. NCBI's taxonomy places the organism in Eukaryota, Fungi, Ascomycota, Eurotiomycetes, Eurotiales, Aspergillaceae. The transcript has a single exon. The record is from RefSeq and is a predicted model, not a curated record.
AUGGAAAACCCAUGCAAAUGCUCCUUGGAAGCCCUGAAGAUAAUGGCAGAUCUGCAAAACGUCCAUGCAGUUGUCGACGUGGAGACGAUUUUGAACCUCACGCAGCGGGUGUGGUUGCAUGGCAAAACUAUGAUUCAAUGCGAGAACUGUAUCAAGACGGCGCAAUCAUCCAUAUUUACUCUUCCCGCACUCUCGGAAGGGUGCCUACCGCUUCUCGAAGCAUUGUGUGCGGCAUACGAUAUCUCGACUCAUCCCGGAUUCUUCGACUCGGCUAUGUUAGCUUUUGACCAGCCAGCUUCUUCAAUUAUCUGCAUUCGUAGUCAGGCAUUCCUGGGACGGACUGAACUGGAUGAUUAUGAAGCUCGGUUGUUGGUUCGUACGUUGCUUGCGCGCGACUUGAUUCGUUUUGUGGAGUUGAUGGAGGCUCUGAGGGAGGUUUUAAAUAUUCUAUUGGAGAAUAGUCACGUUAAUCGGAAUUCAAUGGCCACGCUUAGAGCCUGUGGGUCGUCGGUUGAAUCUACUAUCAGUCGAUUAGCUGUCCUGAUGCAAGUUGUCGAGGGGACUGCGAUGCCGGGACGUCAUCAGGGGGGUCUUGAUAUUUGUUGA